Messenger RNA from Limanda limanda (common dab), 4606 nucleotides. It is a transcript of the gene hk1, whose product is annotated as hexokinase 1. The transcript is spliced from 22 exons. Gene Ontology annotation, biological process: glycolytic process; glucose 6-phosphate metabolic process; intracellular glucose homeostasis. Gene Ontology annotation, cellular component: mitochondrion; cytosol. NCBI's taxonomy places the organism in Eukaryota, Metazoa, Chordata, Actinopteri, Pleuronectiformes, Pleuronectidae. Bases 184 to 2940 code for a protein of 918 amino acids. The record is from RefSeq and is a predicted model, not a curated record. Gene Ontology annotation, molecular function: ATP binding; fructokinase activity; glucokinase activity.
AAGAGCUGUAGAGUCUUAGCUGCACAUGAAGCUGCUCUGUCUAUUUUAAACCACACUGCGUUGGACUAUAUUUAUACCUCCAGCAGCGUGUGACUCAGUUUGUGCACAGAGGAGAGCCAGGGAGACACAGUGUUUGUGUGAUCGAGUGAGCCUGCAUGUGUGUGUGUGAGAGAGAGGAGCACAAUGAUUGCAGCCCAGCUACUUGCCUACUACUUCACUGAACUCAAGGAUGACCAGGUUAAAAAGAUCGAUAAGUACCUGUACUCCAUGCGUUUCUCUGACGAGACGUUGGUGGAAAUCACGCAGCGUUUCAAGAGGGAGCUGGCCAAAGGACUGGGUCGGGACACCAACCCCACCGCUGCACUGAAGAUGCUGCCUACGUUUGUGCGAUCGAUCCCCGACGGCUCAGAGAAAGGUGACUUCAUUGCGUUGGACCUGGGAGGCAGCAACUUCCGGAUCCUCCGCGUGAAAGUGAGCCACGAGAAGAAACAGACAGUUCUGAUGGAGAGUCAGAUCUACGACACACCAGAGGACAUCGUUCAUGGAAGUGGAACAAGGCUGUUCGACCAUGUGGCAGAAUGUCUCGGUGACUUCAUGGAAAAACAACACAUCAAAGAUAAGAAACUCCCAGUGGGUUUCACCUUCUCCUUCCCCUGCCAGCAGACCAAACUAGAUGAGGGUUAUCUGAUAACAUGGACAAAGCGUUUCAAGGCAGGUGGAGUGGAGGGGAUGGAUGUUGUCAAGCUGCUCACCAAAGCCAUUAAGAAACGAGGGGACUAUGAGGCUGACAUCAUGGCUGUAGUUAACGAUACAGUUGGAACGAUGAUGACCUGUGGUUUCGAUGAUCAACGCUGUGAAGUCGGCAUCAUCAUCGGCACAGGCACCAAUGCGUGCUACAUGGAGGAGCUGCGCCACAUCGACCAGGUGGAGGGAGACGAGGGCAGGAUGUGUGUGAACACUGAGUGGGGGGCGUUCGGAGACGACGGCAGACUGGAAGACAUCAGGACCGAGUUUGACAGAGAGAUAGACCGAGGCUCUCUCAACCCCGGCAAACAGCUAUUUGAGAAGAUGGUCAGUGGUAUGUACAUGGGGGAGCUGGUGCGUCUCAUUCUGGUGAAGAUGGCCAGAGAGGGUCUGCUGUUCGAGGGGAGGAUCACCCCUGAGCUGCUCACUAAAGAGACGGUUACGACCAAACACGUCUCAGCCAUAGAGAAGAGUAAGGAAGGACUGAGCAAAUCCAGAGAGAUUUUAACCAAACUUGGUGUGGAGCCGUCACAUGAGGACUGUAUCGCUGUGCAGCAUGUUUGCACCAUUGUGUCUUUCCGCUCGGCCAACCUUAUAGCUGCAACGCUGGCCGCCAUCCUAAUGAGGCUAAAGGAAAACAAAGGUGUGGCACGCCUUCGAACCACCGUAGGCAUUGACGGAUCGCUCUACAAGAUGCACCCACAGUACGCCCGCCGUCUCCAUAAGACAGUCCGUCGUUUGGUGUCGGACUCUGACAUCCGAUUCCUAUUAUCCGAGAGCGGCAGUGGAAAGGGGGCUGCCAUGGUGACAGCUGUGGCCUCCAGACUCGCUGACCAAUCACGACAAAUCACCGAAACGCUGUCCGAAUUCCGCCUGACGAACGACCAGCUGUUGGAGGUAAAGAAACGAAUGAGGACAGAGAUGCAAAAUGGCCUUUCCAAGAGCACUCAGGACUCUGCAACGGUCAAAAUGCUGCCGACCUUCGUACAAAGCACUCCCGAUGGCACAGAGCAUGGUGACUUCCUGGCUUUGGAUUUGGGAGGAACCAACUUCAGGGUUCUGUUGGUCAAGAUUCGUUCUGGCAAGAGGAGAACGGUGGAGAUGCACAACAAGAUUUACGCUAUCCCUCUGGAGGUGAUGCAAGGCACAGGAGAGGAGUUGUUUGAUCACAUUGUGCAGUGCAUCAGUGAUUUCCUGGACUACAUGGGGAUGAAGAACACUCGUCUUCCUCUGGGCUUCACCUUCUCGUUCCCCUGCAGACAGACCAGCCUCGACGCUGGCAUCCUGGUGACAUGGACCAAAGGCUUCAAGGCGACAGACUGUGAAGGAGAGGAUGUGGUGGGACUGUUGAGGGAGGCCAUCAAGAGGAGAGAGGAGUUUGACCUGGAUGUCGUGGCUGUGGUGAACGAUACCGUGGGAACGAUGAUGACUUGUGCCUAUGAAGAAUCCACCUGUGAGAUCGGACUCAUUGCUGGCACUGGGAGUAAUGCGUGUUACAUGGAGGAGAUGAGGAACAUCGAGACAGUCGAGGGUGAUGAGGGACAGAUGUGUGUCAACAUGGAGUGGGGGGGUUUCGGAGACAACGGAUGCCUUGACGACAUCAGGACAGAGUAUGACCGCACUGUGGAUGACCUCUCGCUCAACCCGGGCAAACAAAGAUAUGAGAAAAUGUGUAGCGGCAUGUACCUCGGUGAAAUUGUGCGAAACAUCCUCAUCGACAUGACCAAGAAAGGAUUCCUGUUCAGAGGACAGAUUUCUGAGACACUGAAGACCAGAGGCAUCUUUGAAACAAAGUUCCUCUCUCAGAUAGAGAGUGACAGACUGGCAUUGCUGCAGGUCAGAUCCAUCCUGCAGCACUUAGGACUAGACGGCUCCUGUGAUGACAGUAUCAUCGUCAAAGAGGUGUGUGGAGUAGUGUCUCAUCGUGCAGCUCAGAUAUGCGGGGCAGGAAUGGCUGCAGUGGUGGACAAGAUCAGAGAGAACCGAGGACUGGACCAUCUCAAGAUCACUGUAGGGGUGGAUGGGACACUCUACAAACUACACCCACAUUUUUCCCAGAUCAUGCACCAGACAGUGAAUGAACUGGCUCCCCGGUGUGACGUCAACUUCCUGCUGUCUGAGGAUGGGAGCGGGAAAGGAGCUGCCCUCAUCACAGCCGUGGGCUGCCGGAUGAGACAAGAGCUGAACAGCAAAUAAAAAAAAUCUCCUCAUGUCUCACUGUUAUAUCCCCCACUUCUCCGUUGUCCGUCCCCCCCCUCCCACCUCCACAGUCUUUAACUCUUUCUCUCAUCCAUUGUCUCCUUUUCCCUCCCAAAUGAAACCAGUCCAGUCAAUGUAUCACACUCCAGUAGCUGCUUUAGUCUGUCUGCGUGUCAGGGCGAGAAGGAGAUAGCUUUCCUCCACUGUGUAAAGUAGCAGAGCCUCGGGCACUAUGUGGUAGUUAGAUUGUUUUUGAUUGUAACAAUACACAAACGCUUAAGAUUUUGGUUUUCUGAGGUUAAACUUAUGUAGAUAAAACACACACAUUCAACUCUUGUGAAUGUAGGGCAGAAAGAAAAGACUGAACACUCCUGUAAUGCUCCUCUGUCGCCAUCUGGAGGAUUCCUUUGAUAACUUGUGGUAACAAAAUCUGUGGCAAUACAUCGAGCAAAACAGUUGCAGUAGAAAAGGAAAAACUUAAAUCCUUGUUCAGUUUGCUGCCGGGAUAUGAAAACACUGUUUUAGACCAAAGUCACCAACGUGUGUCUGCUGUCGGCCGCUCAAACAUUGUAAAAAGGCUUAUGAGGUGAUAUAUAAAUGUGUAAUGAGAUGAAAGGGAAUAUUUUUUGGCUUUAAAGAUUUGAAAGUCUUUACCCAGAUAUAAGACAAUAUGUGAUACAUACAUUGAUGCUAUUUAUUUUAUUUUUAUAUUGGGAUGUGUUGAAAAAUGUUACUGUUGCAAUAAUGAUGCACAUAAAGGAAGCCAUUGUCCUCGCCAGCGCCCUCGGAGGGUACCUGUCCUGUAAAUGUUGGAAGGAACCUAAGAGGUGUCGCGUGCUUGCUGAAUGUGCACAUUUGUCCUAAUUGAAAGCAUUGAUCCUCUUUAAUGUAUUCUACUGUAAAUUAUGUCCAAAGAGCUCUUGUAUUUUACCAGGUAGAAAUGCUUUUGUUGGUACUUAUCGUAGCUGUUGAUCAUUCGCUUUAAGAAGUACUGGCUCUUCAUCGCGGCGAUGGCUCACCAGCCAUGAAAACAGGAACGAGGUGCUUAUUCAGAUGCCAGAGAAACAACAACGGCCAAUCUGUGUAUGACAAGAACAUUGCAAUGGUGAAACUUUACGGGGAUUUUAAACAUUCUGGAAAUAAAGCACCUUCUUAUACUCACUCCCGGUUUGCCAUAUUCUCCUACAAGUCAGGAGGGUGUUUUAGUGAAACUACUGUGUGGCUCAUUCAAGUAGCACAGUUCCUAAAAAUUCAAUAUUUAUUCUUCUCUUUGAUAAAAGUAAUUAAUCAGACAAGUUACUGCUACAUAUGAGGCUCUUUGAGAGAUGGGCUCAUUUGAUUUUUUUGUGUAGGCUGGGUGAUUUUUAGAUCUCACAUAAAGAUACUCCGGAAUACAGCACAAAUUCUGGCUUGUGGAGAAAGUAAGCACCAGUUUGACCUGAAGCUAAUACUUACAAUAAAUUGCAAUAAAACUGCAAGCUAGUUCAAUUUGAAUAUACUUUCUAGAUAAAUAAGGUCAGCCUCUCUGGUAGGUCCUGAGCUACCCUGCCUUCACACACACACACACACAUUUUAAUCUCUUUGCCUCUGUUCACAAAACCCGGACUAACUGUCCAACACUGUCAGUCGACCAGUCAUUAAAUAAAAACAAACCUGUGUCAAA